AUGAUAAUGCGGCCGCCGGGGCACAGCGGCAAGGCGAAGAAAGGGCACAUCUGCUUCGACGCCUCGUUCGAAACUGGAAACCUGGGCCGAGUGGACCUUAUCUCGGAGUUCGAGUACGAUCUAUUCAUACGUCCGGACACCUGCAAUCCCCGUCUACGUUUGUGGUUCAAUUUCACCGUGGACAACGUGAAGGCGGAUCAGCGGGUCGUCUUCAACAUCGUGAACGUGUCGAAAAGCGCGAAUCUCUUUCGAAACGGUAUGACGCCGUUGGUGAAGAGCACCACCAGGUCCAAGUGGCAGAGGAUACCCAGAGAUCAAGUCUUUUACUACAAAUCCGCCCAACACCAGAACCACUACGUUUUAAGCUUCGCCUUCUCGUUCGACCGCGAGGAGGACAUCUAUCAAUUCGCCCUGACGUAUCCGUACUCGUACAGCCGUUACCUGGCGCACCUGGACAACCUAUGCACGCGGCUGACGUGCACGAGAAGAGAAACCCUGACCAGCUCUAUCCAGAACCGAAAGAUCGAGCUGAUCACGAUCACCUCGAACCUGGAAGACGUUCGGGAACGAGCGAGAAAAGUGGUGGUGGUACUGGCAAGGGUACAUCCGGGCGAAUCACCCACAUCUUUCGUCUGCCAGGGUCUAAUGGACUUUCUGGUCAGCUGUCAUCCUAUCGCCCAAGUGCUCAGGAGCUACGUGAUCUUUAAAAUCGUGCCGAUGAUGAAUCCCGACGGGGUUUAUCUGGGUAAUUACAGAUCCACAGCCCUCGGAGCGGACCUAAAUCGAUCGUGGAACAAGAUCUCCGAUUGGCUUCAUCCUGCUCUGCUGGCCAUCAAGCCGAUGCUGAAGAAUCUCGACAAAAACUCCCGUACUCCUUUAGACUGUGUUCUCGAUCUCCACGCACAUACAAAUGCCACCGGAAUAUUCAUCUAUGGGAACACGUACGACGAUGUGUACAGGUACGAGAGGCACAUCGUUCUGCCGAAGUUGCUGGCGCAACACGCCGAAGACUACGAGAUCGGGAACACGAUGUACAACCAGGACUCCCACAAGUCCGGGACCGCGCGACGUUAUCUUUGCUCGCUCCUGAAGGAGCACGUGAACUGUUACAGCAUUGAAGUGUCGAUGCACGGUUACAAUAGAAAAUCGUCGCCCGGAAUAUUCCCGUACACGGAGGAGGGCUAUUACAGAGUAGGCCGCAAUCUGGCCCGUGUAUUCUUAGAAUAUUACAAACUGAUGGGCCUGAUCCCGGCUGGUCUUCCCGAGCAACCUUCCGCGAAGAAAUCACGACAAUCCAGACCGAGAAAUCGGGCACCAAAAGAGCCCAGACCAAGGACCUCCAGAACACCGGCUCCUGUCCAUCUCGCCAGUAUUCACGAGUAA
Dufourea novaeangliae is the source of this 1383-nucleotide messenger RNA. Its product is annotated as cytosolic carboxypeptidase 6. The coding region runs from base 1 to 1383 and encodes 460 amino acids. The transcript is spliced from 5 exons. The record is from RefSeq and is a predicted model, not a curated record. NCBI's taxonomy places the organism in Eukaryota, Metazoa, Arthropoda, Insecta, Hymenoptera, Halictidae. Gene Ontology annotation, molecular function: zinc ion binding; metallocarboxypeptidase activity. Gene Ontology annotation, biological process: proteolysis.